Molecule: messenger RNA, 1903 nt
Organism: Sus scrofa (pig)
Lineage: Eukaryota; Metazoa; Chordata; Mammalia; Artiodactyla; Suidae
Product: olfactory receptor 2B8-like
Biological process (GO): G protein-coupled receptor signaling pathway
Cellular component (GO): membrane
Molecular function (GO): G protein-coupled receptor activity; olfactory receptor activity
Source: RefSeq, a predicted model, not a curated record
GUUUGUGAUAAUGUGGAACUAAAUUGGUAUAAAAUAUGUCAACUCCAAUAUGGCAAAUGCUUGCUCAUGACAGAAACCAUAUGCUAACACAGGAUGGAACAGAGAAAUGGAAGUUCUUUCACUGGGUUUAUCCUGCUGGGUUUCUCUGACAGGCCUCAACUGGAGCAGGUCCUCUUUGUGGUUCUUUUGACCUUCUACAUCUUCACUUUGUUGGGAAACACAACCAUCAUUGCAUUGUCCCAUGUGGACCCACAUCUUCACACCCCUAUGUACUUUUUCCUCUCUAACCUAAGCUUUCUGGACCUGUGCUAUACUACCAGCAUUGUUCCCCAGCUCCUGGUUAAUCUCAGUGGAUCUGACAAAUCCAUCUCCUUUGGUGGUUGUGUGGUUCAGCUGUGCCUUGCUCUAGGAUUGGGAGGUGCAGAAUGUAUUCUCCUAGGAGUUAUGGCACUUGACCGCUAUGCAGCUGUUUGCAAGCCCCUUCACUACACAGUAAUCAUGCACCCCUGUCUCUGUGCCCUGAUGGCUUGUGCUUCAUGGAUCACUGGUUUUGCCAACUCCGUAUUGCAGACAGUGCUCAUCUUCCUUUUACCACUUUGUGGGAGAAAUGAAUUAGACCACUUCUUUUGUGAGGUCCCUCCUUUGCUCAAGAUUGCCUGUGUUGACACCACUGUGAAUGAGUCUGAGAUCUUCUUUGUCAGUGUCAUCAUUCUUCUUGUACCUGUUGCAUUAAUCACGUUCUCCUACAGUCAGAUUGUGAGGGCCGUCUUAAGAAUAAAGUCUUCUGCAGGGCAGAGAAAAGCAUUUGGGACCUGUGGAUCCCACCUGACAGUGGUCUCCUUGUUCUAUGGCUCAGCCCUCUAUGCAUAUCUUCAUCCCAGCAGCAAUGACUCCCAGGAUCAGGGCAAGUUCAUCUCUCUCUUCUACACCAUCGUUACCCCCAUGAUCAAUCCCCUGAUAUAUACAUUGCGCAACAAGGAAGUGAAGGGAGCAAUGAGGAGGGUGCUUUGGAAGGAUUCUGUCUCCAGAUGACGGGUUGAGGAAGACAAUUUAAUGAAAGGACUUUGAUUGUCAGAGCUCUUUGGAUGUAUGUAUGACCCACAUGUCAUCCAAAAUAUCCCUGGAAACUCUGAAGGGACUUUCUUUACUUCAGUUCUCUUUCAACAGUGAGUGUUCAAAAUCUAAGUUCAUGGCUUCAUUCCAACAUCCAGAAGUGCUGAUUCUGUGUUCCAUGAACAUCUGGUUUAUGUUUAUUAUUUUGAGAACUACACAGGUGUUUCUCAUUUGCACGCCUAUAUAGGAACAUCAUUACAUUUCUACUUGCAAAAAGACAUGUGAGUAAAUAACAGGAAGGCACAGCCAAAAUAACAAUACGCCACUGAAACACUGUAGGGACUACUAAUAUUUUCUAAUAUUUGCUAGAAGGAUAUCAUUUAUUCUUGCAUAUUGUUUUUCCUUUGGCCAUGCCUUCAUCAUGUAGAAGUUCCAGGGCCAGGGAUUAAACCGGCUCCACAGUGACAAUGUGGGAUCCUUAAUCCACUGUGUCACAAGAGAACUUUCUAUACUUCCAUUGAUCAUGGCGUUAUUACGAAGUAAAUGGGUUGACUGUAGGAGAGAUUUUUCACAGAAGUAGGUGGGGAAAAUUGAGAAAAAUAAUUUAAUCUCAAAGAAAACUCGUUACAUUAAUCCUGAUAAAGCCAUUCAGUUAUUAGUCACAACAGUGAUAUCACCAGUGUGGUAGCCAUAUCAUGUGGCAUCAUUUCAGAGAAGGCUGUGCAUAGGAAGCACUGGGUAAAAGGUGUGCUGCCCUGCUGCCAGUGCCAAUAGUAGCCCUCAUCUGGUAAUAAUAGCAGGGGGUGCUUGUGUAUAAGUGUGUACGUUGCAGGAGAAACCCUACUAUGAG